CGAACGGAUGUACACGUGAGUUGCGUUGGGACUUUGCACGCACUUCGUUUAUUGUGACAUCUCACGUGUUGCCCACCUGUCAGGCUUCACUACACAUCCUGCGGGUGGUGCGCGCGCGUGUUUACGUUUACGUGUGUGGCUUUUACUGUUCGUGUGGUAAAAACCAGCUGGAUGCUACCCGCUCCUAGCUGGCGAGCUGUGGCCGAGCAGUAGUCCCUGCAGAGCGGCGAAGCUGUCCCAUUACAUCCGCCCCGCAAGACCGGAAGUAUGGAUCACUAACACGUGAGGAUGAGGAGCCGCAGUAACUCAGGAGUGAGGCUGGAUGGCUACGCCAGGCUGGUCCAAGAGACGAUCCUGUGCCACCAGAACCCAGUGACAGGGCUUCUCCCUGCCAGUGCCCAGAUGAAGGAUGCCUGGGUGAGGGACAAUGUGUACAGUGUCCUGGCCGUGUGGGGGCUGGGCAUGGCGUACCGCAAGAACGCAGACCGCGAUGAGGACAAGGCCAAGGCCUACGAACUGGAGCAGAGUGUGGUGAAACUGAUGCAGGGACUCCUUCAGUGCAUGAUGAGACAGGUGGCCAAGGUGGAGAAGUUCAAACACACCCAGAGUACAGCGGACUGCUUGCACGCCAAAUACGAUACACCCACCUGUGCCACGGUUGUCGGGGACAACCAGUGGGGCCAUCUCCAGGUGGAUGCCACCUCUAUUUACCUGCUGAUGCUCGCGCAGAUGACCGCUUCAGGUCUUCGCAUCAUCUCAAACCUGGAUGAAGUGGCCUUCAUCCAGAACUUGGUCUUCUACAUCGAGGCUGCUUACAAAGUUGCGGAUUAUGGCAUAUGGGAGCGAGGGGACAAGACCAACCAGGGCAUCCCCGAGCUCAAUGGCAGCUCCGUAGGAAUUGCAAAGGCAGCCUUGGAGGCCAUUGAUGAGCUGGAUCUUUUUGGUGCCCAUGGGGGGCCGAAGUCAGUCAUCCACGUUCUGCCUGAUGAAGUUGAACAUUGUCAGUCCAUCCUGUGCUCCAUGCUGCCAAGAGCGUCAACGUCAAAGGAGAUCGAUGCCGGUCUUCUGUCUAUCAUUUCCUACCCUGCAUUUGCUGUCGAGGACCCUGACCUGGUGGCCAUCACCAAGUCGGAAAUCAUUAGCAAACUGCAGGGUCGCUACGGCUGCUGCCGCUUCAUCCGGGAUGGAUAUCGGUGUCCUAAAGAGGACCCAUCUCGGCUGCACUACGAUCCCGCAGAGCUCAAGCUGUUUGAGAAUAUCGAGUGCGAGUGGCCCGUGUUCUGGACUUAUCUCAUCCUGGACGGCAUCUUCUCUGGAGAUCAAGUGCAGGUGCAAGAGUACCGUGAGGCCCUGGAGGGCGUUUUAAUGAGAGGGAAGAACGGCAUCAAGCUGUUGCCUGAACUGUAUGCUGUGCCUCCUGACAAGGUGGAGGAGGAGUACAGCAAUCCUCACUCAGUGGACCGGGUGGCCAUGGGGCAGCUGCCGCACAUGUGGGGCCAGUCACUCUACAUUUUGGGCUGUCUUCUGUCCGAGGGUUUUUUAGCACCAGGAGAGAUAGAUCCCCUCAACAGGAGAUUCUCUACUAACUUCAAGCCAGAUGUUGUGGUACAAGUUUGUGUUGUAGCAGAGUCAGAGGAGAUCAAGGAGUUGCUCAGUGAUCACGGGGUCGUGGUCCAGACGAUGUCAGAGGUUCUGCCUAUCAGGGUCAUGCCAGCUCGCAUCCUUAGCCAUGUUUAUGUCCGAUUGGGAAACUGCAAGAAGCUGAGUUUGAGUGGCCGGCCCUACAGACACAUUGGAGUUCUGGGAACAUCCAAAUUCUACGAGAUCAGAAAUCGCUCUUAUAUAUUCACCCCGCAGUUUCUGGAUCAGCACCAUUUCUACCUGGCGCUGGACAACCAGAUGAUUGUGGAGAUGUUACGAACAGAGCUGGCCUAUCUCUCCUCUUGCUGGAGGAUGACAGGGCGGCCCACUCUCACUUUCCCCAUCACCCGCAGCAUGCUGGUUGAGGAUGGAGAUGCGAUUGAUCCGUGUAUCCUAGCAACCCUCAGGAAGCUACAGGAUGGCUAUUUUGCUGGAGCGAGGGUGCAGAUGUCGGACCUCUCCAGUGUCCAGACCACUUCGUUCCACACACGCCUCAGCUUCCUGGACGAAGAAGACGACGACAGCUUACUCGAGGAUGAAAAAGAUGAAGAAUAUGGACAGGAAUAUAACAACUUUGGGCUUUCAGAUGGCUCAGAAGACAUGUUCGACCAGUACCUCACCCAGCUUCUUCAUAGCACCACCACAAAGUGCCAUCUUCCUCCCAUCCAGAUGGGGCAGCACCACGUCUUCAGUGCUGAACACACCACCAGAGACAUCCUGUCCUUCAUGGCCCAGGUUCAGGGCCUGAACAUUCCCAAGUCUUCCAUGUAUCUACCUGUGACUCCUGUCAAGAGCAAACACCGAAAAGCUCUCAACCUACUUGAAAUUCCUCUUCCUCCUCCUCCUCCCCAGCUUGGACCAAAUGUAAAGCAGCACAAGUCCCACAGCGCUGCAGAAUUGCACCUGCCUCGAGACUCCCAGGGCAACACUGACUUUGCAGCGUUGGUGAGGCAGCUGAGAGAGUGUCCAACUCUGCAGGACCAGGCAGACUUACUCUACAUCCUUCAUGCGAUGAAAGGAGCUGAUUGGCUAGUGGAGUUGUCAGGUCCCGGGCAGGACGGGGUCAGCGUGCGUUCCCUUCUGGAGGAGUUGUAUGUUCAAGCCGGAGCCUGCAAAGAGUGGGGACUCAUCAGAUACAUCUCUGGGAUACUACGCAAGAGAGUGGCGGUCCUCGCUGAGGCCUGCACAGAUCUGAUAUCCCAUCACAAGCAGCUGACUGUGGGCUUACCCCCUGAACCCAGGGAACGAGUCAUCACAGUUCCACUUCCUCCUGAGGAGUUGAACACUCUCAUCUAUGAAGCCAGUGGUCAGGACAUCAGUGUAGCCGUACUCACACAGGAAAUCAUGGUCUAUCUAGCCAUGUACGUGCGCUCCCAGCCUGCUCUGUUCGGGGACAUGCUGCGCCUCAGGAUAGGACUCAUCAUGCAAGUGAUGGCCACUGAGCUGGCACGCAGUUUGAAUUGCUCCGGGGAAGAGGCGUCGGAGAGUUUGAUGAGCUUGAGUCCUUUCGGCAUGAAAAACCUGCUGCAUCACAUUCUCAGUGGCAAAGAGUUUGGGGUGGAGAGGAGCGUGCGCCCAAUCCAGUCAACAGUCACGAGUCCUGCCAUCUCCAUCCAUGAACUCGGCCACACUGGAGCCACCAAGACUGAACGCACAGGGAUACACAAGCUGAAGAGCGAGAUAAAACAGCUGGAUGACUCUCGGCCUCUCAGUAUCUUCAGCGGCGGUCUUUCCUUGAGUAGCAAUGUCACAUCUCCUCGCUCCACGCGCUGCAGCAGCCCCUCCUCCACCCCCAGUGGGAUGCUGUCACCAGUGGGCCCCGGUCCAGGAGAUGGACAGCUCCACUGGGAGGACAGGCAAGGCCAGUGGCUGAGGAGACGCAGGCUGGAUGGAGCUAUCAACAGAGCACCAGUGGGUUUCUACCGGAAGGUCUGGAAGAUCCUGCAGAAGUGCCAUGGCCUGUCCAUCGAUGGCUAUGUGUUGCCCUCGUCAACCACGAGAGAAAUGACAGAGGGAGAGAUCAAGUUUGCGGUGCAGGUUGAGUCCGUCCUGAACCACGUCCCCCAACCAGAGUACCGGCAGCUGCUCGUGGAGACUGUGAUGGUUCUGGGUCUGGUAGCCGACGUGGACGUGGACAGCAUCGGCGGCAUUAUACAUGUGGACCGCAUCCUGCAUCUGGCCAACGACCUCUUCCUCAGCGACCAGAAGUCUCACAGUGUUAGUGAUUAUUUCCUGGAGAAGGACCCAGCAACAGGAAUCUGCAACUUAUUCUACGACAGCGCCCCUAGUGGCAGCUUUGGCACAAUGACCUACCUGUCCAAGGCGGUGAUCACUUAUGUGCAGGACUUCCUGCCGAGCACCAGCUGUCUGAUGCAGUGAAAAAGCUGAACACCUGAGGAGACAUGUUUUACAGGGAGAGGAUCACCUGGCCAUUAUCAGCUCAUACGAUCCAUGUGGUACUUGUGAGUAUUUACUCUUCAAUAAACUCUGAAGCUCUCAUACAUUGAUGUAACAUCAUGGCGUUGGCAGCUGAUUUCAAUUCACAUCUGAACUGUGAGCUUAAACAUUCAGCUCAAAUGUGUGUUUACAGUACUUACUAAUAUGCAUUAUAUGUCAACUUACAUUUGCAAAUAUAUUAGCACAUCUCUGUACUUGGGUUUGUGCGUAAUAUUAUAUAAACAGUUAACUGCCUUGUAAUCAAAUGUGUCAUAGGUUAUAUAAUAAUACUUUUUUUGUAAAUUGUUCACCCAUAUAAUUUCCCUCAAAUCAAUAAUUUAUACUUUUAUUCUCUUAAUUCUCUGUUACUUUUUGGUUUUAUUUGUAUUUAGUAAUAUCAAUUAUUAUUCUACUGUAAUGGAUGAUCUUAAAUAUAUGUUAUGUUUGAAAUAACUUUCCAUUCCAGUACUUUUAUUUCAAAAGCAAAACAGCAGAAACAAUAAAUGUUGAUAUUUUAAUGCAGACCUGAAAAUCAUGAGCAUUAAAAAUGUUGAUGCAGAAAAAUAAAAUAACUCAACUCACAAAGAA
Molecule: messenger RNA, 4665 nt
Organism: Pseudoliparis swirei
Lineage: Eukaryota; Metazoa; Chordata; Actinopteri; Perciformes; Liparidae
Gene: phka2
Product: phosphorylase kinase, alpha 2 (liver)
Exons: 33
Coding region: 289-4020 (1243 amino acids)
Biological process (GO): glycogen metabolic process
Cellular component (GO): phosphorylase kinase complex
Molecular function (GO): calmodulin binding
Source: RefSeq, a predicted model, not a curated record